This is a messenger RNA of Leguminivora glycinivorella, 1201 nucleotides long. RefSeq names its product probable galactose-1-phosphate uridylyltransferase (gene Galt). NCBI's taxonomy places the organism in Eukaryota, Metazoa, Arthropoda, Insecta, Lepidoptera, Tortricidae. Gene Ontology annotation, molecular function: UDP-glucose:hexose-1-phosphate uridylyltransferase activity; zinc ion binding. Gene Ontology annotation, biological process: beta-D-galactose catabolic process via UDP-galactose, Leloir pathway. The record is from RefSeq and is a predicted model, not a curated record. The transcript has 9 exons. Bases 10 to 1179 code for a protein of 389 amino acids. Gene Ontology annotation, cellular component: cytoplasm.
CAUUCCUCUAUGCAUUCAUUGAACCAUGAUUACCGGCUCUUAUCAUUCAAUCCCCAUUUAUUUAUGACCCGGUUGACAGUUCGCAGCAUUCUCUCGCGGAGCGCGGACGCGCCACGUCACAGAUACAAUAUGGAAUUUGACCCGACAGAGCACCAACACGUCCGCUAUAACCCGUUGAAGGACGAAUGGGUGCUGGUGUCCCCUCACCGCUGCAAGCGGCCCUGGAGCGGCCAGACUGAGGAAGCCCCUGAUGAUGUACCGGACCCUAACAAUCCUUUGAAAGCUGGUGCUGUGAGGGCCAAUGGCCAGAAAAAUCCGUUGUACACGUCCACCUACGUCUUUCCGAACGACUUCCCGGCGCUCCUGGAGCGGGUUCCGGAGCCCCCGCCACCGGAACACCCGCUCUUCCAGGCCAAGCAGGCCAAGGGGACCUGCAGAGUGAUGUGCUUCCACCCGGACUCAACGACGACCAUCCCGCUUAUGAGCGUCGAAGAAAUCAUGGCCGUUAUCCAAGAGUGGAAAAACCAGAUGACAGAGCUCGGCCGCAAAUACACCUGGGUGCAGAUCUUCGAGAACAAGGGUGCUAUAAUGGGGUGCUCCAACCCCCACCCCCACUGCCAGAUUUGGGCCUCCAGCUUCCUGCCGAACGAAGCCAGGGUCAAAGACAGGUGCCAAAAGGAAUACUUCACGAAGUCCAAGAGGCCACUGCUAGUGGACUACUUGGAACAAGAAGUCCAGAAACAGGAACGUAUAGUUCUCUUGAACGAAGAAUGGGUGGUGUUGGUUCCAUACUGGGCCGCGUGGCCUUAUGAGACUAUGGUGCUGCCGCGCCGCGGCCGCCCGCAAAGACUCACUGACCUUGAUGAUGCUCAGGUCCGGUCGCUCGCCGAAAUCAUGAAGGCGCUAAACACGAAGUAUGACAACCUCUUCCAAUGUAGCUUCCCCUACAGUAUGGGCUGGCACGGCGCUCCAACUGGGCCAUCAAAAACCCCAAUGGACUCUCCCCAUUGGCUGCUGCACGCCUUGUACCUGCCGCCAUUGCUGCGUUCCGCAAGCAUCAAGAAACACAUGGUUGGAUACGAGUUACUGGCCCAAGUGCAAAGGGAUCUUACCCCCGAGCAAGCUGCCGCCAAGUUACGAGAGUGCGACCACGAAGUGCAUUAUAAGAAUAAGAAAUAAAGUUUGAUUAUUUUUUGUUGAA